AUGAAAGCACCGCUUUCUAGUAGCUUAAAGUCAUAAUAUAGCAUGGGAAUCCAGCAAAGACGAAACACGACUGAUGAGCAAAAGCCAUUCCAUGACAGUUAAAAUCUGCAAAUGUCUUAAAAUUCCUUGGGUUCUGGAAGAGGAAUGAACCCAAACACAUAGAUAUACUAGCAAAAUCAGCAAAAUGAUUUCAGAAAUUUUUCAAGAAGCUAAGAUCUUGGAAUGAAUUAAACUUUCGACAAUAAAUCACACAAUUAGUCUUAAAAUCAAGCCUUGUAUGGUGAUAGAGAAAAAAAUCAUUAAUCUAGAUACAAUAUCAAUAAUAAUCAAAAUUAGAAUGGGCAAACUUCAUUUUCAUAUUUCAAUCCAUAAAGAUCAUCCUCUAUGUCUAAGGAAUAUCAACCACCAAGUCAAGUAUAGAGAUCGUAGCCGGACAAGGAUAUAUCUAAAUAAAACUAAAAUAGAGAUGCUGGGCUAUCAGUCUCUUAAUUUAAUAAGUAUCAGGCAGAUUACUCAGUUGCGGCAAAUAAAUCUCCUUAAAUUUCUCUGGCCAUUGAAAGACAUGCCAACGUGGAGGAUAGAACCCGCAACAAGAUGUAAAACUUAUAGCAUGCAAUAAUAAAAUAGCAGCAGCUAAACUAGGGAAUAAAGCUUAAGAUUCUGCCUAAAGCAAAUCCAAUAGCCAACAGUAAUAAUACUAUGCAGGCCUAAUCAUGGAGAUAGAAUAAAUCUUACAGCAUUCCUACAAAGUACCAGAACUUUACUUAAGCCAGUAAUAAUCAGUUUUAAGAUCAAAAUUCUAUUUCGACUCAACACAACAGUCAUAAAAGUCCUUAGACAAUUUAAACUCUGAAAUCAAUGUAGAUUUAUCCAAAAAAAGAGGGUAACUUAACUAAUUCCACUGGAAGAUCAAAUUAUGAAAAUACUACCUCAAUUUAAAACCCUAAUAGUGUAAGAAAUGAUAAUACUAGUAGAUCUAAUACAAAUGCAUUAUUUGGAGCUGGUUUCAGUAACAACAAUACACCAGUAUAAUAUAUUUAAUCUCAUGAUUUCUACAACCCAAGGGCCGAGAGUAGUGACAAGUAGCAAUUUUAGUCUAUUGCUAAGAGUGACAUGCUUGAGGAGCAUAUGACAAGUGAAAUGGCUCCAAGUGAGGUAGGCAGUUUAAAUGUUGAACUGGAGUAAAUUGUAGUAAAUCUCCACAAUAAAAUGAAAAACUUGGAGAAUAAGUACAUAGACCUGGCAAACCACUAUAAGAAAGAGUUGGUGCACUAAAAGUAAGACAAAUCUCAGAUAAAUUACACGGAUAGACUUAAUAAUCGUAUUGUCUAGGCUAACGACAACUAAAGGGAAAGGAAGAGUGUUUCCCCGUUCAGGACAGAUAAUUUAGGUGAUUUGAAUAACGCUAAUCAAUUAAUAGCAGAGAGAGUUAUUAUAAAUGAAUUACUCCAAGAUAAAUAAGAUCUUGAAUAGGAAUUAUAAAAUAUGCUCUAAAUUUAAAAUCAGCUAUAAUCCCAGGAAUCUCAACUACGAAAUAAACUCAAUAACUAGGAUAGAGAAAUUUAAGAGCUUAGGAGUUUAAGUGAGUAGACUAGAGGCAAAGAUUAAUAAGAGCAGGUUAAUUACCUAUAAAAAAAUAUCUCUUAAGUUCUGAAUCAACUUGAACAAGACAUAAUAAAAUACUACAACUCAAGUUUCUAAUCUUUCACUGAUAGUGAGAUCAUAGGUAUCUUUGAAAAAUAUAAAAGAUAAAUUAAUAAUAUCAUAAAAAAGAUUCUAGGCAGUAAACAUAGCUAGUCUAAUGAUACUAUCUCUCUCUAAAAUUUGAAUGAUUCCAAGAAGUAAAUUCAUGAUCAAUAUAUGAAGGAGAUAUCGGAGUUCGAGAUCAAUAAUGAAUACUCUCAAUAGAAUUUCAAGAAGUAUCUCUUUGAAUUGAAGAAUAAGCACGAUACAACAAAGCUUGAUGUCAAAAAGAUCAUGAUGCUCGUCAAUAACUUGAACUAUACAACUUAAGAAAACAGAAUGCUUGGCUAAUUAUCUGAUAAGAGUGUGAAUUCUGAUAGAAAAGAUACUUCCAAAAUUUCAUCAAUUGACAAGACAUUUAACAAUGAAGUUAAAAGCAUGAGCUCGACCUAAAAUGAUUUCGGCAAUAAAUAAAACGAGGGUAGUAUUGUGGCUUAGGUAGCUACCUUGAAGUAGUAUCUGGGAGGCCUCACAGAUAAAAUGAAGGAUGUAGAUAGAGUUAUGGUAGAGCUCUAGGAAAUAGACUAGGAAAGAGACAGCUUUCUCAAGAUUUUUAAGUAAAACUGUGAAAGAAUCGCUGAUAGUAAUCAUAACUUUGCCUCUUCGAAUUUGUCAUCAUAAAGAUCUUUGAAGAAAGGGAAUAAUAGAUCAAACAUUGAGGAUGAUAGCUCUAGAAUAAUGCAUUAAAUUCAGAACAUCAAUAAAGACUUAUAGAAUCAACUUGACAUAAAAUCAUUAGAAAUACAGAGACUAGAAAAUGAUAGCUAGCUAUUGAUUGAGCAACUGGAAAAAGUAAAGUAAAGAGAGUAAUCUAAUUUUAUAAAGUAAUAAAGAGGCUCUGAAGAUGUAGGAAAUUCAAAAAAUAGAAGCAAAUUGCUAAAUAUCUAAGAAGGUGACUCAUUACUAUAGUUUUAUCCAUAGAGACAAAUAGAUCUGGAAAAUCAACUUAACUAAUUGGAAUUUGAGAAUAAAAACUUAGUUAAUUAGAUAAAGAUGCUAAAUAGAUCUCUAGACGAAAAGAAUAAUGAAAUCGAGAAACUUGGAAUAGAGUUGAACCAGAUGAGUGAUAAUUAUCUUUAGUAAUAGCAUGAGAAUCAGUUAAACAAUAAUGAUCAAGCAUAUUAAUAGGUAAUUGAAUAGCAAAGUGAAAAAAUGCGUUAGUUAGUCAAACAAACUCACAGAUUCCUAGGCUCAAUGAAAAAAUUAUAGAAGGCUGUUCAUAAGAAAUAGUCGAAUGUAUCAAACGAGAAGAAUGAAUUUGAAUCUAACAGAAAGGACCUAGAGCAUUUGCUUAAAAUUCUAAAGCGAGAGCUUGAGCAGGAUACUGUCAACAUUGGGGCCACAGAUGAAUCCCCAAUAAGAGUAUAGAGGUAUGAUCCAUUCAAAGCUAGAGAUGAAAUAAAUAUGACUGCAAAUAUAUUUAAUAAUAGAGCUAGUUCACUAGGAGACAGAAUAAGUAAUGAUAGCAAUCCUCAUAUUCAGCUUAAAAUCAAUAAAUAUCAAAAUAAAGUGCCACAUGGUAUUUCCUAGAGAGAGCAAGCAGCUGAAAUGAAAAACUAAGCAAAUCAAAGAUCUCUAAAUGGUCCAAGGACUAUAAAUAACGUUAAUCACUCCAUAGGUGGAGUAUCAUAGAUAUUCUAGGAAGGCACUACUGGUCAUAUUUCUGCGAUAUAAUCUGCUGAAAGAAGUCCUAUUCCAAUUAGACUAAGAAAUUAGCAGGAAAUACAUGGUAGAAUUGUAAGAGUACAAAACAUCGAUGUUCACAGAUCAAUCGAUCCUCCAAAUAAAGGUUUAGGGAAUAUAUUUAAUUCAAUUGAUAAAGAGUAACUUUAAUUAUCAAGAUCACCAAGAUUACAGAAUUAAAACUAUCCAACAUUCAAUGACUAAGUUUAAAGACUAAAUAAUGAAUAGAGAAUAAAUGAACUUUAGCUGAAAGUGUAGGAAUAUAGUCAGGAGAGGAAUUCUUUGUUGAAGUAAAUUGAAACAAUUGAAUAAGAAAAAGAGCUAAUCCAGCAUGAUAAGAUAUAGAUAGAGGAGUAAUUAGAGUAGGAAGUCUAAAAUACAGAGACUCUACAAAAUUAACUGCAGCAAUUAUAGCUUGAAAUUUAAUUGCUUAGAGAAAAAUUAGGUAAGUAAAGCUAAGCCUCUACUCCUAAAAAUGAAUUCAGCAAGUUAGAUUAUAAUAAUCUUCAGGUCCAAAAUGAGUCAUUACAAUAGAGGAAUUAACAACUUUAAGAUUAAAUGGCAAUAGUAGAAAAGAUAAACAUGGAAUAUAAAAAGACUAUUGGAUUUUUAGAGGAAAGUGCUGAAUCAACCAAGCGAAAUCUGAAUGAGCUUCAAGAUCUACUGAAUAAUAAAGAUGAGGAUAUAUAGAAUUUAUAAGAUAAACUUAAAUAUUAAGACACUUAAGCUAGUGAUAUCAAGAAGCAGCUAAUUAAAUAAAUCAAUGGAAUCGACUAGGAAAUUAAAAGCAAGGCUAAGAUUAUUUAAGACAGCAUUUAAGAUAAAUAGGCCAUUCUGGAAUAGCUAGAGCAAAAACUGACAUAAAUUUAAGAUGUCAAUGCAAAGAAAGCUAGCAAGAAUGAAUUAUAAAAACUGCAACUCCGAAUAGAAGGUAUAAUAUCUUUACUUUAAUCUCCAUUGAAUGAUUAACUCUUUUUAGAUCUAGAAAAGUAAGUCGCAAAUGCUCAAAAGUAAGUUAAAUAGCUAUAAGUGGAAAAUGAAGAAUUAAAGGAAUAACUCAAAGACCUUGAUUAAAUAGAGGAACUUUAGCAGUAAUUAGAAAAAGCUAAUGAAACACACAGAGAUAAUAUAGAUCGUCUGAAGCAAAAUAACACAUAAAUGGUGACUAAGUUAAAACAGAGCCAGGAAAAAUAGCUAAAGAAACUAGAAGAUGAAUAUGAAUCAAAAAUAUCUGGGUAGAAUCAAUAACAUAAUGAGACAUUGAAUCUUAAAAUCUAGACUUUGUCAGAAGAGAAAGAUAGAGAAAUCAGAGAUAGAUUAAGAGAGCAAUAUUCUAAAAGCAUAAAUGAAAUACAUGCAAAACUUAGCGAACUUAAUGAGAAGCAUCAGUUAAAGGUUAAAUAGCUGACUUAAGAUUUUGAAGAAUAAUUAGAGCAAGAGAGAUAAAAUAUUUUGAAUUCUUAAAGUUAAGAUAUUCAAGAAUCUUUGAAGUAGGCUAAGGAAUAGGAAGCCUAGAAACUUCAAAAAGAGAAAUAAGGUUAUGAGACUUAACUUAGGAAAUUAAAAGACUAGCAUAAUUAAGCAAUGAUUGCAAAAGAAGAGGCUAUCGAAAAUAUAAGAUUGGAGCACCAAGAUGAAAUUGACAAUUUACAGAGUGAUCACUAGCUGGAAAUAGAUAACUUGAACCAGAAAAUAUAAAGUCUUGAAAAGAAUAUUGAAAACCUUAAGAAAGAAUUGUUAAAAUUAUAAUAAGAAAAGGAAUUAUAGGUUUAGUAGGUUUCUACUGAGUAUGAGUCACAUAUUGAAUAACUCUAGCAAGACUUGCAGCAAUAAAUAGACGAUCUUAAUGUUCAGCUAUAUCAGUCUUAGUAAGAUAAGGAAUCUGAAUUGGACCAAGUAAAACAAGAUUUACAAAAAUAAAUGCAGACAGUAAAUAGGCAAAAGGACUAAUUCAAUCAGCAAAUAGCUUAAAAAGAUGAUUAGAUUUCCAAGUUAGAGUUUUAAGUAUAAGAGUAAGAUGAAACUAUCAGAUAGCUACAAGACGAUGGAAGUUAAGUUACAUAACAACUCCAGUCCAAGAAUGAGUAACUUAAACAAACCUUAAAAUAAAAAGACUAAAAUAUCAAUGAGCUAAAAUAAAAGAACAUCCAGUUAAGCAAAAGUCUUUAGGAUCUAUAAGAUGAGAAUCAGUCAAAGGAUCAGCAGAUUUAAGAUCUAAAUGAUCAAGUUUUAAGCAUUGAGUCACAAUAUGAAGCACUUAAAAAAGAGCAAAGUUAGAGUGAGAGUAAUUUGAGUUAAUAGCUGAAAUAGCUAAAAGUUCAAAAGGAUUAAAUGUAAAAAGAAUACAGGGAAAAGGAAGAUUAACUUGAAUAGCUUAAUGAUGAGCUGGAGAGUCUUAGAUAAGAGUAGCUUCAAUUUGAAAACUAAAUGAAUUAAAAAGAUUAAAUUAUCACGGAGAAGGAAUAAAGCUUAAAGUCAAAAGACUAAAAAAUCAGAGAGCAUGAAAAUGAAAGCAAAAUGGCUGCAACAAUUAAAGCAUCAAUUUAAUAAAAAUUAGAGGAAAUUCAAAAUCAAUUAAGGGAGAAAGAGUAGGAAUCUGAUAAUUAAUAUAGUGAGUAUGAUAAGUAAUUAAGAUAGAAAGAUCAAUAAGCUCUAAAAUAGGAUCAGUAGAUUGAUAAAUUAAAUAAGCAGCUCGAAUAGUUAUAGAAAAAGUUAUCUGCUUCAGAAUAGUAAAUAAAACAACUAACCGAAUAAAGUCACAAAGACUAGCAGACAAAAGAGCAAGAACUAACACAGAAGAUGCUAGAUCUCUAGAAUGAACUAAUGUAAAAAGAACAAGAGUAAUAAAACCAGCAGGAAUUACUUGACUAGUUUGAGCAAUAAUGCAAUGACUACCAAAAAGCAAAUGAUCAAUACAAGGCUAAGAACGAUAAGUUAGAGGAAGAGGUAGCUUAGUUGAAGAAUGAUGGCCAGGAAAUGGAAGACUAUAUUAAAAAUCAUAGCAAGACUUUAGAGAACAAUAGGAAUAUGAUUUAAAUGUUAAAGACAGAGCUGUAAAAAUCUGUGGAUAAGUCUAAAUAGCUUUAAUCAGAGCAAGAAUCCUCACUAUCUGCGAGAGAUUCUAUAGAGUAGGAUCUGAAUAACUAGAUAAAGGUACUAAAAGAGUAAAUCUAAAAGUUAAAAUAAGAAUUCAACGACAAGAUUAGCUCAUAGCAAGAAAAGUUAUCAUCAAUGGAAGAGGACUUAAGCAUGAAGAACUAGCUAGUUGAUGAUGCAAAUAAAUUGUUGGAAUAAAUACUCUUGGAGAAAGUAAAUCUGAAGCAAAGACUCAUGAAUAUGAUGUCUUUGUUAGAUAAAGAAUGCUAGACAUAAAAAGUUUAGAAUGACGACGAUAUUGAGCCAGAUUAAUGUUUAGAUUUGCUUGAAUCAGCUCUGAUCAAGCAACUAGCUCAAAAUAAGAAUACAAUAGAGGUGAAAGAAAAAGACAACACCAAUCUUUAAGAGUAGCUCACGUAAAACUAGCAAGAACUAGCUUAGAUUCAAGCAAAGACCCAAGAUCUUCAUAAUCAACUAGCCUCAGCUCUCUCAAAACAAGACCAGAAUGACUCGGAUAUCAGAAAGUAACUUGAGAUUGCUUAGAGGAAGCUUUAAAACUAUAAGGAGAAAGUUAUACAAAAGUAAAAGAUCAUAAAUAACUUGGAGUAGGAGAAAAGAGAACUUUAACAAAGUAGAAUGAGUGCUUUCAAUGGAGGCACCUAAAACAACUCCUUGAGAGAAAUUGAACUGCUACAGAGAUUGUAAAAAGCUGAAAAUGAAUUGCAAGGCUAUAGAUUAGGUGGAUACAAGAUGUAGGAUGGCAAUAAGAAGUAAACUCCUAAUGACAGUAGGGUAGAUCAGUCAAUUGAAAUCGAUGCUAAAAGAAUUAACUAGAUUGAAGAACAUCUUUCAGUGUUAAGAGCCUAGCUGUUUUAGACUAAAGAGUCCAUUCUUUAACAAUUGAAGGAUACUUACUCCAAUAAAAUCAAAGACCUAACUAGAACUUAUCAAAAUGAGAAACUCAUGAAAGCCAAGCUAGCUUCACUUAAAGAAGACAAAGAAAUUCAGUCCUUGAAUAAGCAAUACAAACUUGUUAAAGUUAUCAGUAUUGGUGAAAGAAAGAUUUUAGUAGUUUAGAAAAUAAACACCAAUGAGUACUCAAUAUUAGAAUAGGACAAGCUUUCAGAUACUGCUUUGGAUUACUUAAAGUCUUUUAUUCCCUAAAACAUAUAGGAGACUGAUGAAACGAUGAUUAACAUUGAUUAGAAUUAGCAAAGGAUUCUUGACCAAUUAGAUGAGAAGCUAAUUGAGAUUCGUGAGGAGAGAUAGGAGUUGCUCCAAGAGUUAAUGAUUUACAAGAACAAACUUGUCAAUGGCAAGGGAUUCGAAGAUGUAGACCUGGAAAUGAUUGAAAGAGAAGAUGACAUUGAACAUCUUAAUGAUAAAAAUCAGCAAUUGAAACUAAAGCUAAAGGAUGUUAAUGAAGAUAAUACUGUCAUGAAAAUGCGAAUAAUCGAGCUAAAUGAGAUUAUUAAAAAUUUGACCUCUUCAAGUAAUGGAGGCUAGAAUCAGCAGAGCGACAAGAUGCUUCAGAUACUAGAUGAAAAUGAGAAUCUAAGAUAUCAAAUUCAAUAGCUAGAGUAGCAUAUUGAGGAGAUGUAAAAGCAGCAAUAGGAAUAACCAUAAUUGAGACCAAGUAACGCAAUCACUGAAAGAGAACCUGAUUUUGAAGACGGUUCAUUCUUACAAGGAGUAUAAGUAGCUCAAAAUGUCAAUAAUUCAAGAGCUAUGGAUAGAAAUAUUAAUGGGUAAAAUCAUAUGAUGAAUGAUAUGGACAACAACUUAUUCGACUAAUCUUCCUUAAUUGGAAUAAUGCAAGGCAUAGAUGGUGGUAGAGGAGCUAAUACUGAGAAUCAAAGAAGAGAAAAUGAACAGCAGAAUCAAUUAAAUGAACUUAAAAUCUUAAAGCUCGAAUAAGCCAAUUAGGAACUGGAAUAAGAAAUCAAACGACUAUAUGAGAAACUAGAUUAAAAGGAUUAAAAUGGCAGCAAAGAUGAAUAGAGCAUAAUAGAUCAUGUCAAGGUCACUUUGGUGACAUAUCUCAAGAACUGUCCACUAACAGAUAAGAAUAAUGAGUCCCUGCUUGAUGUGAUAAUGUCAGUUUUGGGCUUGACCAAGGAAGCUUAAAUUGAUCUGUAAGAUCAUAGGAGAAGAACGAGAUCAUCUAGUGUGAGUGCAAUAAAUGAAACUGAGGACGAUCUUAAGAACAGGGCGAAAAAAGGUAUCUUCAACAUGUUUAAAAAGAAAGACUCAAACACAAAAGAAACUAGUAUAACUAGAAGGCCUUAAGAUUCUAAUGUCAGCCCAAUCAGACCUAUUCAAAGGAAGUGA
Stylonychia lemnae is the source of this 8853-nucleotide messenger RNA. The record is from the annotation of a GenBank genome assembly. NCBI's taxonomy places the organism in Eukaryota, Ciliophora, Spirotrichea, Sporadotrichida, Oxytrichidae.